Pungitius pungitius (ninespine stickleback) is the source of this 4328-nucleotide messenger RNA. RefSeq lists its product as uncharacterized. Lineage: Eukaryota; Metazoa; Chordata; Actinopteri; Perciformes; Gasterosteidae. The transcript has 2 exons. Gene Ontology annotation, biological process: DNA integration. The record is from RefSeq and is a predicted model, not a curated record. Gene Ontology annotation, molecular function: nucleic acid binding. Bases 202 to 3561 code for a protein of 1119 amino acids.
UGUAAAUCAGAAAAAGUUGUAAUUAGCCGCUGUGUUUUGUUCAAUAAACCUGAACAACAAAGUUCAGUAAAACUACCGAGCCUCCGUCAUGAUUAUAGAAGCUGUAUCUACGUAUCAUUUGGUGCCGAAACCCGGGAUGUAAGGACUUUAAGAACUUUUUCGAACGAAGUGAACAGCUAACGGCUCGGUUUAGCAGCCGUCAUGACGGAGGGACUCGAGCGGCUGAAACGGAAGCGGGCGACUAUUCGCGCCGCUACGACGAGGCUGUUAACCCGCCUAGAGGACGAGGUGGGGAAGGAAAGACCAGAUACUGACAAACUACGCGAGUUUGUGGCAGUUUUAUCAUCGAAGGAGGACAGUUUAUUGGACUUGGACAAGGGCAUAGAAGAUGUGACGCCCACGGACGAUCUGGACACGGAGAUUUCAAGCACACUGGAUUACAUGGACCGCGUUCUCACUUGGAAGGUUCGCGCCACCACCGCCAUCGGGCAUCAGGAAACCAUCAGAGACACCCCGAGAGUGCGCGUGAGCGAUGGGAGCAGCGGUUCAUUUACAUCACAGUCCAGACAAACUGUUAAACUUCCUAAGCUAAUGAUAACAAAGUACGAUGGUGAAAUAAGCCAGUGGCAGGAAUUCUGGUCACAAUAUGAAACAGCUAUUCACAGAAAUGAGGUACUAUGCAAGACAGACAAGUUUACUUACCUCAGAUCCUACCUGACUGGAGCAGCUGCUAGAACUAUUGCAGGGCUUACAAUGACAGAUGCCAACUACGAUGCUGCAAUAGAGUUACUCCAGAGCCGCUUUGGGAGAAAGGACAUUGUGAUAAGUGCCCAUAUGUCCAAAUUACUGAACUUAAACCCUGUUAAAAGAUCUUCCGAUGUUACAGCUUUGAGGCACUUGUAUGAUGAAUGUGAGAUCCAGAUACGCAGUUUGGAGUCACUUGGAGUCCAGAGUGACACGUACGGCUGCCUGCUUUGUCCAGUGCUACUGCAGCUCAUUCCGGAGGACAUCGCACUCGCCUACACCCGCCAACCAAACGCGACCAACGAAUGGAAGGUGCCAGAGUUGAUUCAGUUUCUACAAAAUGAGGUGCAAAGCAGAGAACGAGCGCUUCAGCUUACAAGACCAGGCCAUGCAUCGAAGGAUCCAAGCCCACAACACAAGAAUGUGGGUAAGCCAUCCUACGCCUGCGAUAAACCCAGAAAGUGGAGUGUCCCGUCAGCGACCGCCUUGCACACCGCCAGUGCCGUGCCCCGGACCUGUGUGUAUUGUGACAGUAGCGACCACAAACCAGAGAACUGUUCCGACCAUACAAUUUCCCUCGCAGAAAAGGAUAAAGAUGCUGUUAGGUUCCUGUGGAUGCAUGGACCUCCGACCAAAGACUGCAAGAAUGAGGUAUGUGUCCUGAGAAUGAACAGAGUGGUUUUCGGAGUGUCUCCCAGCCCAUUCCUGCUUGCUGCCACCAUCAGAAAACACCUCAAACUAUUUGACACAGAACAACCAAAGGCAGCACAGAUCCUCAGUGACUCUCUGUAUGUAGAUGACUUUAUUUCAAGCUCACCUACUGUGCAGGAAGCUCUACAUGUGACAACGACAGCAAAGGACAUUCUCGCUCAGGCAGGUAUGGACCUCUGCAAAUGGGUUACCAACUCACCUGACCUGAGAGCCAUGUGGAAGGAGACUGGAGUAGAGUUGACUGGAGAUACAGAGUCCUGUGGAAACGUGCUCAAAGUGCUAGGACUCGUUUGGAGACCAGAGAGAGAUGAUUUUGUGUUUGAUCAAAAGGGACUCAUUGACAUUUUACGGGACAAAGAAAACACAAAGAGAAGUGUUCUACAAACAUCGGCUCGCAUAUUUGACCCCAUUGGGUUUCUCACUCCCUUUACUAUCAGAGUGAAGUGCCUAUUCCAAGAAAUGUGGGAGAGAGGGCUCAGUUGGGAUGAACCAUUACCCAUUGAUUUGACUGAAAAAUGGGAACAGUGGUGUAUGGAGCUACCACUGCUCCACCUGAUGGCUAUUCCCAGGUGGUACCACAUUGAGAUCCAGCAAGAGUCACACACGGUAAAGUUGCAUGUCUACUGUGACGCAAGUGAAAAGGCUUACAGUGCUGUGGCAUAUCUACAAGGAAAAAACAAACAAGGAGAGACUGUUACAAGCUUUGUGGCCUCUAAGUCGCGAGUCGCACCCCUAAAGAAAAUGACAUUACCUCGCCUGGAGCUUAUGGGUGCACUUAUUGGAGCAAGAUUAGGACACAGUUUUCUCAAACCACUGAACAUGGAGAAGAGCCAACUUCAAAUGUGGACGGACUCGAUGAUCACUCUUCACUGGAUCCGCAGCUCAGCCCAGCGGUGGAAGCCCUUUGUGGCCAACAGAGUGACUGAAAUACAAGGGCUCACAAACCCGGAGACGUGGUCCCACUGUGCUGGUAAAAUGAAUCCUGCUGACUUACCUACACGAGGUCAGCAUGCACAGAGUCUUAUUGAGAGCCAGUUGUGGUGGAGCGGACCAGCUUCACUGUCCACAGCUGAAAGGGAGCUGGACAUUGAUGAUGACAAUGUGGUGAAUGAGGUAAACACUGAACUGAAAUCUAAGUAUCAGACUGUUGUACAAUUCACUAGCGCUGAACAAACGGUACCUCUGUUGAACUUAGAAAGGUACGGCAGGCUUAAGACUGUGUUAAGAAUCACUGCAUGGGUAAAACGCUUUGUAACUAACACAAGGUCUUGUCAAAGGGUUCAGGGAGAGUUAACCUCAGAAGAGCUGAUUGCAGCUGAAAUGUACUGGGUAAAGGCUACGCAAGAGCGUUGUUUUAGCUCUGAAAUAUCCCAGCUAAAGUCAAAACUAAAUGUGAAAAGAGACUCUAAAAUCAAAGACUUGAAACCAUUCUUAGAUGAAAAUGGUCUGCUAAGUGUUGGGGGAAGACUACAGCACUCUGAUUUUAGUUUCAGAGAACAGCACCCCUGGGUACUACCAACAAAUCACAAGUACUCUGAGCUAUUGGUUCAUUCAUGUCAUGAAAAGGUGAUGCAUUCUGGUGUACGAGAUACACUGAUUCAACUCAGAGAACAUUACUGGAUUUUGAGAGGGAGACAGCUUGUAAAACGCAUUGUUUCAAGUUGUUACAUUUGCAGAAAACUUAAGGUUAAAGCAGCAAAGCAGAUUACUGCUCCUUUACCUCGAGAUAGAGUAACUGAGUCACCUCCUUUUGAAGUUACAGGUGUAGAUUUUGCAGGACCCUUGUAUGUUAGAUCUAAGGGGCAGCCAGUAAAGGCAUACAUCACGCUGUUUACAUGUGCAGUAACGAGAGCAGUACAUUUGGAGUUGGUUUCAGAUCAGACUACAGAGAACUUUCUACUAGCCUUAAAGCGAUUCAUUGCAAGACGAGGGCUAUGUAAGAUCAUCUACUCUGAUAAUGCGAAGACAUUCAAAAGAGCAGACAAAGAUUUAAAGGAGUUAUGGCAAAACAUUAAAGGUUCAAAGCUCACAGAGUUUUUUACUGAGAAAGGGAUCACCUGGAAGUUCAUUGCUGAGCGGGCUGCCUGGUGGGGGGGCUUCUGGUAAAGGCUUGUGAGAUCUGUUAAAACAUGCUUAAAGAAGGUACUGGGAAAAGCCUCUUUGAGCUUUGAGGAACUCACAACUGUACUUACUGAGGUUGAGGCAGUGUUGAAUUCUAGGCCUCUGUCGUAUGUACAUAGUGAUGUAUUAGAGCCCCAGCCACUUACCCCUUCACACUUCCUGGUUGGUAAACGCUUGACUUCCUUGCCACCAAAGACUUUUCUUUCUCCAGCUCAGGUGCUCACAGCAAACCGUGAGGAGCUUGGUAAAAGGUGGAAAUACCAGCAGAGACUUUUGACCAGCUUUUGGAACAGCUGGCGCAGAGACUAUCUAUUGGACUUGAAAUCCGCUCACAAAGUGGACACUCCUACUCCAACAGCACUUAAAGUAGGAGAUGUUGUUCUCAUUGGGGAGGACAACACACCCAGACAGACAUGGAAGAUGGGUAGACUCGUAGAGGUCUUUCCAGGCAGAGAUGGCCUCAUACGUUCAUGUAAUGUUUGCACUUCUACAGGCAGCGUGUUAAGAAGGCCUGUUCAGUUACUGUACCCAUUAGAAAUAGGUUAAAGGUCAAUUUGAUACGUAUGAACAGUUGUUCAUUGGGCGGGAGGAUGUUGUGACUUAUUUGCAGUUCUGGACAUUGGGCAUUGAUUGUUGGUUGUAACAUGGGUGCAGUCGUGUUUCCAAAUUGCAGGGUGCCAUGUGGUUUUAAUUUGAAGAAACGGAAGUGUUUUAUUGUGAAGGGUGAAAACAGGAUCUGUUCUAGUUUUCAU